UCCAGUUGGAUCGCGAAAGCAGCAAAGAAAACACAAGAAGGAAAAAUGGCAGAAGUAGCACCAGCGCCAGCCGCCGCUCCCGCUAAACCAGCGAAGAAAAAGGCUUCCAAGCCCAAGAAGACCGGCCCUAGCGUCAGCGACCAAAUCCUUAAAGUAGUGACCGCUUCCAAAGAAAGGAAAGGGGUGUCACUAGCUGCCCUGAAGAAGGCUCUGGCUGCCGGAGGAUAUGAUGUGGAGAAGAACAACGCCCGCGUUAAGAUCGCCAUCAAAAGCCUUGUUUCUAAGGGCACUCUGGUUCAGACUAAGGGCACCGGCGCUUCUGGUUCUUUUAAGCUAGGCAAGAAAACCGCAGAGACCAAGCCCAAGAAGCCAGCGAAGAAAGCUGCUCCUAAAGCCAAGAAGCCCGCCGCUGCCAAAAAACCUGCGGCAGCGAAGAAGGCUAAGGCAGCAAAGAAGCCCGCAGCCGCGAAAAAGUCUCCGAAGAAGGCUAAGAAACCAGCUGCUGCCAAGAAGCCCGCUAAGAAAGCCGCGAAGAGCCCUAAGAAGGUCGCCAAAAGCCCGAAGAAGGUGGUCAAGAAGGCGCCCGCAGCCAAGAAAUCCCCGGCAAAGAAGGCUGCAAAGCCUAAAGCGAAAAAGACCGCAGCCAAGAAGAAGUAAGCUGUCAUCGCUGUUACGUUUGAACUCAAAGGCUCUUUUAAGAGCCACCACAAUCCUACAAGAGCCUGUUCCUAAAGCCAUCAGUCAUACAAAUUUAUUGCAAGGCAUGUAUAGCAGACCGUGCCUAAAGAUGAUGGAGCCUAGAGAGGAAUCAAAUCUCUUCACAUCUGCUAUUAUAUAUUAAUUAACGAGUUUAAUUAUUACUUGCGCACACCUGCUAGGGUCCUAGUUAAGAUUAUUUAGCACAUCUGGUUUUUAAUGCCAACUUUCAAAAAUGCAGAAACUGCAUGUAAAACUUGCAUCAUAAAAGGAGCUUCUAGAAAUUUAAGCAUCUACAAAAGAUUACUAACACUAACAUUUUUACUUAAGUGCUUACACACAAAUUUUGCUAUGUGUUUAUGCAUGCGUGCUGUAAAGUCAUUAAAAAUCUCCAUGGCAUACUAGACUCCAGGAAAGUGGCCUCUUGGCUCUGCCCAAUUAAAAACUGCUGUCAAGGGCUUUCUAUUACGUCCGCACAUCAGACAGAGAGUGGUGAGACCUUUAUUUGACUUGUUAUUGAAACAACUGAGCAAGCUGAAAAGAGGUGUGCUGUGAUGCGUAACAUGGAAUCACGUCUUUAUUCUACAGAGAGUAAAGAGUAAUAUGAGUUAAAGGCAGUUAAGUAUAAUGAACGUAAAUUAGAAAAUAUUAGCUACAGGUGUAAUGAAUGUUUGAUGGUGGGCACCAAAGUGAACUAAAUAAAUACAUCCUUAAAUAAUUAAAUGGGUCAAAAUAUAAAUAUAUAAUGAAUUAAAAUAGGAAAUCAAUACAUUUAAUUAUUGUGUGUGCUGGGGACAUAAGAUAAAUUUUCAUUAAACAGAAUGUCCAUAUAGUGAUACAUUUAUUUUCUUUAGUUUUGCACCCAUAGCCUUCCAUACAGAACCAGUGUCCAGGCUUGGUUCCUCUGAACAGAGUCCCAUGUUCAUUGACUUCCUGAGCUACAUUGAGUACAUCACUGCUUCAGUCCUAUAAGGAAUUUAAACAUUGGCUUGGUUUGUGCUAUAUUUGGGUGAUUUUGUGUGCGAGACAGUGUCUAACAUAAUAACAGACAGGGAGCAGAAGAAGCAGAAUGUCCUCUACGUUCUGCUUUUUUAUAAAUAAAAUCCAGUUCAUAAGCAAUUCUACCCCCAGGUCUAAAUAAUUCGAUGUUCAAACCACCUGAUCAA
Neolamprologus brichardi is the source of this 1862-nucleotide messenger RNA. Its product is annotated as histone H1-like. NCBI's taxonomy places the organism in Eukaryota, Metazoa, Chordata, Actinopteri, Cichliformes, Cichlidae. The record is from RefSeq and is a predicted model, not a curated record. Gene Ontology annotation, biological process: nucleosome assembly. Gene Ontology annotation, cellular component: nucleosome. Gene Ontology annotation, molecular function: structural constituent of chromatin; DNA binding.